Messenger RNA from Lodderomyces parapsilosis, 738 nucleotides. RefSeq names its product Golgi transport complex subunit. The coding region runs from base 1 to 738 and encodes 245 amino acids. NCBI's taxonomy places the organism in Eukaryota, Fungi, Ascomycota, Pichiomycetes, Serinales, Debaryomycetaceae. Gene Ontology annotation, cellular component: membrane; COG complex. The transcript has a single exon. Gene Ontology annotation, biological process: Golgi organization; protein transport; intra-Golgi vesicle-mediated transport. The record is from RefSeq and is a predicted model, not a curated record.
AUGUCGAAGCUCGCUGACACCUCAAUAACAGACAGCAUAUCAGAAGAAGAAGAUUUUCCAUUUCCUGUAUCAAUAUCCACCACUGAUUUCAAAAAUUUUAACAAUGACCCAGAAGCCAUUGAUCAAUUUCUAUACAAGAGCCAUCGAUUUACAUCCCUUGCUGUGUUGAUCCAAGAACUAAAAGAACUUUCGUCAAGUUUGAAUCAAAACUUGUUAGAUAUUGUCAACCAUGACUAUACUGAUUUUAUCAAAUUGGGAAAAUCAAUAAAUGGUGGUGAUGACAUGAUCAAUUCGAUAUCAGAGGAUUUGAAGCAGUUCAAGAUUCAACUACUUCAGUACGAUGGUAAAUUUAAUCAAAUGAAUGAUGAAGUCUCCACAACAUUAACUCUAAGAAGGCAAUUGAUUGGGUUGAAAAGUGUAGCCAAGUUGCAACUUUUACUCCAUGAUCAAAUUGAAAUAUUUGAAAAGUUGAGCAAGGAUGAUAUAAACCUUGGUAAUUUUCAGAAAAUGGCGGCCACUUAUUUAUCAGUUCUCAGCGUUGGGAAACAUUUGGAAAACUUGACCACCGAAUCUCAAACUAAAUUACAACAGCAAUAUUUGAAUGCAAAGGUCAACUCAGUAAUUAUGGAAUUUGAAAGCUUGGUACGACUGUUGAUCAAUGAGAUUAAAUUGAAAAGAAUUAAAGAGCCAAGCUUAGUCAUGCUGGUACUAAACAUUCAAAAUAUGAUCAAACAUUAA